CCUAAACAAAGCAUCAUCUUCAAACACUAUUGAAGCUCCUAUCGUGUUUUCUAUCCGUUUCUGCUGAUUUGAACGAACAUGCGUAUAUAGACAUCUCGUGUGAUACCUCGUUUUCUUCUUUCAUGUUUAUGCUCUUGGUAUUUUAGUAGCUAAGUGAACAGGAUUUUGGAACAGGGAGUUCCUGUUGUUGGGUCAACUGUCACAUCAAUCCAAUGGCUUUGCGGGAGGGACACAGGCGAGAGCUGGGACAGACAGCUCUUGCCCUUUCGCAGCCCUUGCCUUAUUAUAAGGAGAGUCACAAGGGUGCGUCUCUGCCCCCUCUGCUCCAGCGUUCUCCCCUGGUGUCCACCAGUGGUCACUUCUCUGUCACCUCACGCUUGGAGCACGACAGGAAGCCUCAGACGGGCCCCCUGGCCAACACACUGCACCCACGGGCCCCUCCACACUGGAAAACACACUUCCUCAAUAAGCUGGCACAACAGCUCAGGGACUGUGGGACAGUGCAGCUGCUCUCUCGGCCAAUCAGUGAAAUGCAGGACAGCUACAGGGGCCAAGCUGCUCCACAGGCCCCCCUGCUGGACCACUGCAGCACCCUGCUGGCACUUUAUGGACAGCUUGAUCCAGGCCAGGCCCCGACUGUGACAGCAGAUCCUUGUGUCAGCACAGCUCAUGCAGACUACAGGCGCUUUAGCAGGUCAGAGAUUGCCCCUUCCUCUGGUCUGGAAGCCCCUCCCUCCUACCUUAGCCUGACCAAGAGCUCCACCCACAGCCGCCUGCCGGGCCACAAAGCCCCUCCCACUAUGUCCUGCCACCCUCGGCUGCCCCGCCCCUCUGUGUCCUUACCCUAUGGAGGGAAAAACAGCCUGUACAGGGACAGCUUCCGUGUGCCCGCCCCUCACCCUGCUCGCUCUGGGCCCUCACCUGCUGCCAUCCCAGACUGGGGACGAGCCGGGACUGAGGCUGGGGCUGGGACUGGGGCUGGGGCUGGAGGAGCUAAGAGAGGCAUACUCAGGAACAUCGUGGAGGUCCCCAAAAUGUACCUGACAGAGAACCGGGUCUACGGGGGGAACCGGACCGUGCUGGUCUGAGACCAUGCUGGACCGUGCUGGCAUGUGUGUGUGUGUGUGUGUGUUUCAGAAAGACAACUAUGUGCGUGUUUUUUGCCAGAUGUCACCAAAUGCGAUCUAAUUUAUACAAGGACCAUGACCCCACUUUGGAGUCAACCGUCCCAGCGUUUUUGUGACUAUUUAUCAAAGGCCCAAUAAACAGACAGGCAGGGUUUGAAGAGGACUGUAGUGGACUGAUUGAUUUAUCGAUCUCCACCAGUGAUGCAUGACCACGGGGUCCCAAGAGACACAACAUAUUUCAGGAAGUUGUAGGAAAAAGGUUGCGAUGGCUGAGCUGAGAUCAGUUUGGGCAUUAGUCUUUCUCAUUGUUAAUGUUAGAAUGAGAGCAGGCUAAGCUGGUCCAAUAUCUGUGUUUAGGGGAGCUAGAGAGAGACAGAUCAGGGCUGGACAGUGGCAGGGAGUGAAUUAUGAGAAAACGGCAGUAUACUGUAAACAUAUAUUCUAAGUUAGAAGUCCUUUGGUUUUCUCCAGGUUACCAGGCAAUGCCCUUCUUUUUUGUUGUUGGCAUUUCCUGUAUGUAUGUGUGUGUGUGUUUGUGUGUGUGUCUGUGUGUGUGUGUGUGUGUGUGUGUGUAUGCGUGUGUGUCAGGGAAAGAUAAAUGCUGAGUAGGUUAGAGGUUAUUUUGGCAUCAUCUCACAAAUUACCCUCAGAAUCCACUGGAGUCCCUCCCUUCUUUCUACUGUUUUCUCUUCCGCCCACCUGCUCGAUCGCUCUUUCACUCUCCUCCCCCUCGUUCCUCCCUCCGGCAACAUGCCA
Molecule: messenger RNA, 1883 nt
Organism: Coregonus clupeaformis (lake whitefish)
Lineage: Eukaryota; Metazoa; Chordata; Actinopteri; Salmoniformes; Salmonidae
Gene: saxo3
Exons: 5
Coding region: 213-1088 (291 amino acids)
Source: RefSeq, a predicted model, not a curated record